AUGUAGUAACUCAAGAGUGAUUUAGAUCGUUUUACUGACGAUUAAAAGAAGUUUAUUUUAUCUCCAAAAAAUGUAGAUAUCAAAGUCAAUGCUUGCGCUGGAUCUGGAAAAACUGAAUGCAUUCUUUAAUUUGUAAAAUAGGCUAGAUUGAGUGGAAUUAAUUAUAAGCAAAUUUGCAUUACUACGUUUAACAUCUAAGCAAUAAAUGAUAUACAUAAAAGAGCAGUCGAUUUAUUUGGUGAAGAAUUAGCUGAUGAGAUAGAAAUUAAAAACUUUGAUAAAUUAAUAACUAAAUCUUAUGAAUCAAUCAAAACUUUAUAAAAUCCUUAACAAAAAGAUAUUUUUACAGAAGAGGUAGAUAUUACCUUAGUUGAAAAAUAAUUUGAGCUAGUGAACAUGGAUUACUAAAAUUUAGGUAAGGAUGAUAAAAUGUAAAUCUUUGGCGCAUAUAAAAUAAUUAUUUUUGAUGAAUUUUAAGAUAUUAAUGAACUUUAAUACAGCUUUUUAUUGCUAUUCAAAAAAUAUGGAGGAUCAAACAUCGUUGUAGUUGGAGAUGUAUUUUAAAAUAUUUAUCAAUUUAGAGGAUCAGAUUAAAAAUAUUUGAGUAAUCAAAUUAAUCAAGACAUUCAAAGUAUAAACUAAAAUUUGAAAAAGAGGGAUUAAAAAAUUAUAGAUCUUAGUUUAUCUAUAAACUUUAGAUGUUCCUAGGAAAUUACUUUUUUUGCAAAUGAAAUAAUUAAAUGCUAAAAUGAGAAUACAAAUUUUAUGAAAUCCUUUUAAGAGUUGGAUAAUUCAAAAAAUACUAUUAAGAAGAAGUAGAUUCCUUAUUUAGAAGGCUUUAUGAGUAAUAGAGAUUAAUUUAAAAGUAUUGUCUAAUCAAUAAAUACUUACAUUGAAGAAGGAUAUUCAUAUGACGAUAUAGCUAUAAUUAGUCCAAUUUAAGCAUCUCUUAAGGAAAUAGAGUACCUUAUUUUAUAACAAAAUUAUAAAAUAAAAUAAAACCCAGAUAAAAAUAAAGAUAAAAAGAUAAUACCUUAUUACAGUGUAAUAGGAGAUAGCUCUAAUUUUGAUUAUAAGCAUCAAUUUAAAUAAAAAAAUAAAAUUUCGCUUUCAACUAUCCAUAGAGCAAAAGGAUUAGAAUGGAAAAUAGUAUUCUUUAUUGGAUUGAAUGAUGAUGUAAUUCCUAUGUCAUUUUUAAGAUAAGGUGACUUGAAAUAGAAAAUGGAAGAAAUGAGGCGUCUGUUUUAUGUUGGAUGCACAAGAUCUGCAGAAAUACUGAAAAUGUACUAUUUUUGUAAUAAUUCAAGAAAAGCAUCGCGAUUAUUCAAAAAUAUAAGCAAAGAAUCAUAUUCUAAGGAUGAAAAUGUUAUAAUAGAAGAAGAUGAUGACAAAUUCAAUGAAGAGAAAUAAAAUAAAAAAAAUAAAUAUAGAAUUAGUGAUUUUUUUGAUAAUUUAAGCAAUAUUUAGUAUAUCAAUCAUCUAAAAUAAUCCUAAUAAUAUCUUAAAGAUAUUUAUGUCAGCGAAAUAGAAAUAUUCAAUAAAUAGCAUACUCUUAGCGAAUAAUAGAUACAAUUGAUAUUUUCAGAAUAGUAACAAAACUUGCUAUUCAAUUACAUAUAAAUAAUUCUUUUAGAAAAAAGUAAGAAAUAAGUUUAGCUCACUAAAGAAGCUUACUAUUUAUAGAAAAUAAAAUAGAAAAUAUAAAAUUUAUAAGAACAUAAUUACCUAUAAAAUAUGCUUAAAUUAUUCAAAGACAAUAAUUAAUCUUUAGAGAGAAAUCAAAAAGAGCUUUAUGAAGCUAUUUAUAAAGCAUGUAUCUUUUUAGAAGUAAAAAAAUCAAAUUAGUUUAAAUAUAUUUUCUACCAAGAUCCCUAUAAAGAAUAAGAAAAAAUCAUAAACUGCUUAAAGAAAAUGUUGGAUACUUGUUUUAAAAAGUAAGAUUAUUAAGAUCUCCUUAUUUAAGAUUAUAUUGAAAAAGAUAAAUUUUAUGAUUAUGAAACCUUCUCAAGUAAAGACACAAUCUAUGAAAUCAUAUAAUCUUUUGAAAAACAAACAGUUGGAAAAUAAGUUAUGCUAACAGUUUUAGGGAAAAUAUCUAUCCUUAAAGUAAAAUAUUAGAGAGAUAUUAAAAAUAUAUUAUUCUACAAUCCGAUAUAAGGAACGUCUGUCAAAUACUCUCUAUCUAAUUGGAAUUUUCAUGAUCAAUUUAUUUCAUAUAUGGAAGAUAUUAUAAAAUAAGAAAGUGAUUAAAAUAACUUGAAUUAAUGUUCAAGUUAAUCCUUUUAAAAUGUAUCAAAUAUUUAGAAAAAAAAAGAUGAAUAGAAUUCUAGUAUCAAUAUAAAAUUAAAUUAAAUUCAGCAGGAAAUAAGUUCGUCUAAAUUUAAAGAUUAGGUUUAAAAUAAAAACAAUUUAAUCAUAGACUUAGAAUAAUCACCAACCGUUUUAGAUUAUAACUAAAAAAAGGGGAAAUUAAUACAUGCUGCUCCAUUUUAAUAAGAACCUGGUCUUUCUAAAAGGCUUCAUUUUGAACAGGAUGAAUCUUUCGGUUUAAGAAACUGA
Molecule: messenger RNA, 2559 nt
Organism: Tetrahymena thermophila SB210
Lineage: Eukaryota; Ciliophora; Oligohymenophorea; Hymenostomatida; Tetrahymenidae
Product: UvrD/REP helicase family protein
Exons: 6
Biological process (GO): recombinational repair
Molecular function (GO): ATP binding; 3'-5' DNA helicase activity; DNA binding
Source: RefSeq, a predicted model, not a curated record